CCGGUCACUUGACCACAAGUUCUCGCUCUCCAGUUUCUCCACUUGGCGACACACGCACGCGCCCGCGGCCCUUCUCGUUCUUGAUCUUGAUCUUGUGAUUCGGCCGAGGCGACGCGCGGCUCUUCUCCAGUACCGCGGGAGAGUUGGGCUUGCCGCGCGUCGGCGAACGUUAGUCGAGGGAGUCGACCCCUCUCCAUUCUCUCGUGGGGGCAGCGCAGGCGAGAGAGAGAUCUAGCUCGACGGAGAUUGCACCCUUCUUUUCGUAGACCAUGGUUUUGAGUGGCAAAUCAGAAAAUGGACGAUUCUGCUGUCAAAAGACUGUAUACUGGACCGUCACUCCCACCCGGCAUUCAAGGAAAGCAGAAAGGCGAACUUGUUUUACAGUUGCAAAGGAUAGACUGGAGUGUUAUGCCACCGGACUUCAAAUCGGGGUGCAGCUUAAGCAUUCAUUGGUGGGGUCAACCACCAUCUGACAACUUGGUACUGGUCAUACCGAAUGGUUCUUGUCCACCUACUGUGACGACUGUUUAUCCGCUCGUGUCAACCAGGAAACAGACAUACAGAUAUUUCCAAGAUAUGGCGUCGUUGGACUUCUGUUUGGUAGUUGGAGUGCAAUCCACGAAAGAAACGUUCGGCAUCAAAAUGGGAAGCUUUUCCGUGGAGAUCAGUCAACUUUCUACGGAUCAUCCUCUUGAAAGCAACAUCCCUAUAUUUGAUAAAAGUGGUGUUCAUCUUGCAAAUAUUACACUAAGUAUAGCUGUCGUGUACAGUUCAGAAUAUUUAUUGGAUUCAGCCAUCGAGAGACCACCUUGGGACUCUAUCGAGAAUGUUUUACAGUCCUUGCGAGACACAGAGAAUGUUCCACUUAGUGACUAUUCAGGAAAAGUGGAAUUAAUAGCAGAUCUAAGAGACACUUUCAGCGAUCGAACGCCUACAUCUUCGGCAUUUUCUGAUCGACGAAAGGAGCUGUUUAUGGAUUUUGAAGUCCCGAUUGCACGCAAGGAGCCUUCAUUGCCAGAUUCAUCUAGCAAUGAUCCAGCGAGUAGACGAAAACCCUUGAUUGUAGAUGUGGAAGUUUCUGCUGCAAACAGAUCGCAGGGACCAAUUUCAGCUGCUACACGAUUUCCAAAGCAACAGCUAGUUAUGGAUGUUGAGAUACCUCGGGGGCAAACAGAUCCAUUUUCUCAAAGUCGAAAUUCACUAGAAAGAAAGAGACAAUUGGUGAUGGACGUUGAAGUUCCCUCCACAGCGAGAAGUCAUGUGUCAUCCCCCUCAGCCAAGUCUUCCCCGCGAGUCUCGAUCUUAAGUGACGAGGCGUUAUCUCCCGCAAAUUUCACCUUACCAGACGUGAAGCAGAAGCGUGAGUCUCCCGUAAGCUCCAAUGCUUCACCGAUAAAUGCCCAUCUUUCUCUCGAGAAAGAGGUGGAUCGAGUCGAAGAAACAGAGUCGGAAAAACAGAGACGUGCUGAACUACACUCCGGGAUUAGUAAUCAAUCAGCAAAGCCUCAACCAUCCUCCAGUGCUCGGCUGCCCUCUCGAAAGACAACGAGGAGACGGGUGAAUGCUAAUAGUGAUCAACAACUACUGACACUUCAGAAAGACUCACAGGACCUGAAGGAAGGUGUGUCAUUGCAGAACAAACGGAUGCACGGAUCUGACAAACCCAAGGUCGAUAAGAGUCAAUCAAGCAAGAUAGCUUCGGUGUUGAAGCAAACUGCGAAGGAAAAAAUCUCCAAAGUUCCUUCCUCUCCCAAAUUAUAUUCUGCUUCGCCGCCACACCAAAGUUCCAAGGCUAAGCCAAAGCGGAUAGUUCCCAGCACAGCUACCUCAACACGUGUCGCCCCAAGGUCAGAGAAACCACUCAUGCGAAAAGCUUCUCCUAAAGGUUCCAGGAAGACAGCGAAAACUACCAGUGGACGUCUGCGUCGGCGUUCCAGAGGGGGAGGAGAACACGAUCCGCGUCUUUUACCGGCGAAUUGUCAGGAGUCGACAACUUUGGAAAAUGCUGGUCAGUGCGAUGUUCAUCGGUUUUCUGAAGGAGGGAAAAUUGAUGGAUGCGAAGCCAGUCUCGAUGCUCAUGAAGGCAAGCCACCGAAGUAUUUAAGUUUUCCUGAUCGCCACCGUCUCUCAGGGAAUUUGGCAAUUUUACCAAGUGACUUGGAGAACAAUCAAGACGUAGGUAAUUCGAGCUACUCUGAACUGGUGCAAAAGCUCAUUCAUCAGAUCGUGACAUUUCGGGCAUCGUUGAAUAAAUCUGCAGUUUUCUGUGGUGAUGUCUGUCCGCCUGCUGCAGCCAAUGAUCUUCUCAACAAGGGCAGUACUACAUACUUAGAACAGAGAUUCAAGCAACUCGACGAGAAUAUUGGUAGCGUCAACAGACUCUUGAACUCGCUCUUCACACAAAGUAAGGACUAUGACGAUCCCAAGUAUGCAAGAGUAGCACAAUCCGAAAGUCUCGAAGAGGAACCAAGAGAUGUGGCUGAGGUAGCCUUGCUUGAUGAGCUGUUUUUCCCGCAAAAAGACCCCAAAGCGUUUUUGGACGCUGCAGUUCCAAAAACCAAAAAGUCUGGAUCGCGAAAAGCUCUUGAAGAUAUUUGUCAGAUACACAAUAGUGCGCCACCGAAUGAGCAAGUAAUCUUGGAAGGUUUACCAUUGAGACACUGGGAAGGCAAGUCAAUGGAAUUGAAGAGCAGAUUGCCAAAACCUCCUCCAGAAUCUCCUUGCAUCCUUCAUAGCAACACGCAGGAACAGACCGACUGCAGUCCUGCCCUCAAUUUAUGCCUAACCCUGAAGGUAGGAAAACUAUUUUUGUCGGAGUCGACGUUGAAAGAGGCUGAGGAGUUCGUCCCAACCUUAAGUGCAGACCGUGCGGCAUGGAGCGUCAAGCAGGGUCUCAAAACCUCGACAUGUUUACUAACGAUAUCAUUUCCUGGUCUGAACCAUUCUAAAGAUGCAGGAAAAUUGGCCCAGGAGCAGAGUGUUACAAUUUCUCCGAUGCAGCUUGACUUUAGCGAGAGUUACUUUGGACACGAGUCACAGCUCCAUUGGAAAAGUAUGAAGCUGCAAGCACUUGAACUUUGGAAGUCUGAAAAAAUGAUAGUCAGUGUUUCCCUGAGUUGGGAGUCCGGACAAUCACUCAUCUGUCAGGGAAGCGUAUUUUUAGAAGAGGUAUUUAGUUUGAUGCCGAAAGCAUUUCAGACCAAGUUGGGUCUGUACAGAGCAGAAGGAGGGAGAUCGAUCUUCGAAGGCAAGGCGGCAAAUAGUUUAUCUCCUGGCUAUGUGGUUCGGACAAGUCCAGGCUCCUGUCUAGAUAGAUCCGCAGAGUCUGCGCAGAUGGAAGGCACCCUGGCUGCGAGACUUGAAAUUGCUAUUGACGUAAAGAUUGAAGACGCUUCAGGAAAGCCUAUGAUGGGAGCUUGGUUGUACUUCACAGUAACUAGCGUUACUGGCAGCAAGCUUCAACCAGAGGGUGAAAAACCUGCCAGUUCCCUGAUGUUGGUGGUGAAGUCAGACCUAUCGAGUGUUUGUCAGAUACCCUUUACUGCCGACUGGAAAUCAAGUUCUGGAGAUGAAGUCAAGGCAUGGAGACCAUUGAAGGGAACUCAUCCCGAUGGAGUUUUACCGGGUCCAAAGCAGAUGGACAAUGCCAUUGUGUUCAUAGAGGUUUGGCGUAAUUGGAGAGGAAUGGAGCAGACGCAUGUGGCCAGCGCAGAUAACCUAGUUGGCCUGGUUAAGAUUCCUCUUAAAUGUUGCUCAGAUUAUACGACAGUAAAUAUCGGGGCUAUAGCAGUAGCUGAAGGAGAAUACUACAUAUGGAAUCCUUUUAAGGAUGUCAUCUGUGGCAGUCUUGAGGUUAUAAUCAAACUGGGUUGUGAAGGACAGAUGCUGAAGUUGCAGCAGCAAAACAGAGCAGCAAGAGUUAUCCAAGGUCAUGCACCAGGCGUAAGGGAUGGCGGUAGAGCUGGAAGAGAGAAUUUCUUGCUCGCCGGUUCCCGAAAAGUUGACUCAGGGAGAAACUCCCAAAUGAAGAUUUUGAAGCAUGUAAUUGAGGUGACUGUGCAACAUGCCACUGAUCUUCCUGAAGUGGACAUAUUCGCAAACUGUGAGGGGACGUUCAUCAAGUAUUUCUUUCCAUGGGAUGAGGAACCUUUCUACACACAGACUAUGAAAUGGAGCAAGACCGUUCAUUUCAGCGCCACUGUCCAUCAUGGUAUCCUCUUGCCGUCUGGUUACAGACUGGAUAACCAUUUAAAAAGGAUGAAUGGUUUGAGUGUGGACGAUGGGGACCUUAAAUUUGAGCUCUGGGGGUGUUUUGCGAGUUUGUCCGAAGAUGACACAUAUCCACCAAAUGAAAUGAAUCUUAGUGAUGGUGGUGCCUUAUCUUCUUGGGAUAUGAGGAGAAAGCGGUCAUGCAAGCACGAGCAAGUAAACGCUUGCGCACGAGAACGCCUAUUAGGCACCGCUAAAGUGCUUAAGUGGAGCUUAUUCGAUUUGAUAUCAGCGAGACAACCUUCAUCUCCAGAGGUGAAGAAAAGAUUCUAUGUACCUGUAGAAGUGGUACCAUCUCUGAUCAAUACGUACAAAAGGGCGCCCACUCUAGCUGUCCAAGUAGCUUACUUCAAUUUGAAUAAAGAAAGUCGUAAACACCAUAUAAAGGGUACUAUAUUUUCGAAAGUCGACAUACAUGAAGAGUCACUUUUCGAAGGUGUAGUUGAAUUUGACAUAAUGGGAGCUACAGGAUUGCAGGAUGCAGAAGCACUUCAUGAACCAAGCACGGCAAGGUACUCUGUAAAUGCUGUCAACUCAUAUGUUCGCUAUUCUUUGUUUUCAGCAAACAAACAGCUCGCAGAAAAAUAUCCUGCUUGUCUGACUCCAGUCCAGCCAAAUAACUACACUCCUCGAUACAACUGGAACGGGCGUCUGAAGCUAAUAUUGAGUGUCAAAGUUUUGAAUGAAUUACGAACUGGACAGAUGAGUUUUGAAGUGUGGCACCACCACUUACCUCAAACAAGGAGAAAUAUGAGACCUGUAGUGCUCACAGAUGACACUAGGACUUCCGAUGUUUUGCUCGGCACGGCAUUGAUACCAACUCUCCCGUUGCUAGAAUGCAAACAAGGUGUCGAAGGAUGGCAUGAUUUGAUCUCCAAAAAAGGGCAAAUAUUUGGCGCCAUCAACCUGCAGGUUUACUUUAAAAAGUGGCAAGUUCUACCCCUUGGAUUCACGACUUACUCCUGACACAGAGGCUUCAGAAAGAUGCCUAAAGUAUGAAAGGAAACAAAUGAAAGCUGAGGGAAGAACCUGACUAAACCCAACCCUAUCGAAAUCGAUAGGGAUGCCCAUAGUCUACUCAGUGAGAGAGAAAAAAAAAUUGCAAAAAUUCCUGUGACCUAUUCAGUAUAAAGUAACUUUAAUUCCUCCUGGAUGAAGCUGAGCUUGAAUCUACCUUCACAAAUCUUGGUAACAGAACGAUUGAUCUGUUCGCCUUCUCGACCGACAAGACUGUACAUGUUGGUAUCAUAAUUUUCAAAAGAACUGACAUCGCACAGUUUCCGAAAGACAAACUAUCUCAGCGGUCAGGAACAUGAAAAAGAUUUCUGUAUAUUCUAGCACAGCUGAUCGAGUUUGUAACCAUCCAAAGUUGCCACCUCGAAAGACCAGUGAACAGACCAUUCCAAAUCCUACUAUGCAAAAUCAAAGCUUUCACUCUCAAGUCGAUACCAUCCGUAAUUCUAUAGCGCUAGAUCCUGUCAACACUCUCGACUUUGACCACAUUCUUACACGACAACCUUUUCACUUCCGUAAAUUAUGAAAAAGAAUUCCGGUAUGAACCACUGCUUUCGCGGGCCUCGCUACUCUUGCCAUUCCCAAGGGUUAUUUCAAUGUAUGCAAAAGUUGAAAAACGAUUAAGUGAAUAUAAUUCCGGCUCCUAAGA
Messenger RNA from Marchantia polymorpha subsp. ruderalis, 5932 nucleotides. The record is from the annotation of a GenBank genome assembly. Lineage: Eukaryota; Viridiplantae; Streptophyta; Marchantiopsida; Marchantiales; Marchantiaceae.